AUGCCAGUGCUAUGGAGGCAGGCGCUGGCGGCCUCGGUGCUGGAGCAAGAUGUGGUUCUCCAGUCCAUUGAUCGUGCCAUUGAGGCUGUGCACAAUGCAGCCAUGAAGAAUGGAGGAAAGUACAACCUGGAGCAGAGAGAUGUCCUCCAAAAACUGAUCCAUCACCGAAAGGAGACCGUGUCCCGCAAAGGCCACUCUCCCACCCCACAGGGGAUGGUUAUGACACAGUCCUCCAGUGACCACCACCUGGACGUGGCCCGGCAGCCCAACGGGGUGUGCCGGACGGGGUACGAGCGCCAUCACAGCCUUCCAAACACAGAGUUUGAGGAGGACGAUGAAGGUCCCUAUCAGAUCCCACCACAGCCCCGACGUGCUGCUCCCGUCACCCCUCCGCCUCCAGAGAAGCGCAGGAACCCGCAGAUUGCUGCUCCCCUGAAAAACACUGUUGAAGUUAUUCCUGGGUCAGCUUCUAGUGCCUCCUCUGUAAGCACAACAUCCCUGGAUACCUUGUACACAGCUUCUUCGGUGUCAGAGACGGCUCUCCCAACUGCCACCUCCAGCCCUGCCAACACCCCACCCCCUGUCCCCAGCCGCAGUGUCCACACCACCAUCACCCGGAACUUGGACACCGGCUCCCGCUACGGGACUUCCCCAAAGGAUGGGGCCAGCAAGUCUCCCCAGACCAAGAGGGCAGCCCCGGCACCACCAGCUGAAGGGGGGACCCAGAGGUCCCACACUGUGGAUGGAGAGAAGACUUCUCAGGUGAAGAAAGCUGCCCCGGCACCCCCUGCAAGCCUGGAUGCCUUCAGCUCCCUCUGCCUGGAGGAUAAGAAGGCGGCUGUGGUGGAGCCGGGGCCAGCAGAACCCGGUGGCCUGGUGGCAUCAGUGCCCAAGACAAUAGGUGCUGAACUGAUCGAGCUGGUGCGCAGGAACACCCACCUCAGCUACGAGCUGUCCCGCGUGGCCAUCGGCGUGGUCAUCGGCCACAUCCAGACCUCUGUCCCCACAACCAGCAGCAUCAUGGAGCAGAUUCUCAUCUCCGUGGUGGAGAGUAAGAAUCUGAGUGCGGGGCUGCCCUCGGGACAGAUUUGCCAUGAUGAGCAGAGGCUGGAAGUGAUCUUUGCAGACCUGGCCAGGCACAAGGACGAUGCUCAGCAGCGCAGCUGGGCGCUCUACGAGGAUGAGAACGUCAUCUGCUGCUACCUGGAGGAGCUGCUUCGCAUCCUGGUGAAUGCAGACCCAGAAGUUUGCAAGAAAAUGUGCAAGAAGAACGAGUUUGAAUCUGUCCUGUCCCUUGUGGCAUAUUAUCAGAUGGAGCACAGGGUGCCGUUACGGCUGCUGCUGUUGAAGUGCUUUGGAGCCAUGUGCAACUUGGAUGCUGCAGUCAUCUCAACACUGGUCAACUCUGUGCUGCCCAUGGAGCUGGCCCGGGACAUGCAGACUCACACACAAGAUCAUCAGAAGAUGUGCUACUCGGCACUGGUGCUGGCAAUGAUGUUCUCCAUGGGGGAGCCUCUGCCAUAUCACCACUAUGAACAUCUCAACUCUCAGUUUGUGCAGUUCCUACUGGAUGUGAUUGAGGAUGGGCUGCCCUCAGACACCACUGACCAGCUGCCUGACUUAUUUGUCAACGUCCUUCUGGCGUUCAAUCUCCACAUUCCAGUUCCAGAACACAGUGUGAUCAUGACUACAAUAAGCAAGCACUCGAAUGUCAAGACUUUCACAGAAAAGUUGCUGCUUCUACUGAACAGGGGAGAUGAUCCAGUUUGUAUCUUCAAACAUCAACCUCAGCCACCGCACUCAGUGCUGAAGUUUCUGCAGGACAUCUUUGCCAGCAAGGAUACGGCCAGCAUCUUCUACCACACAGACAUGAUGGUCCUGAUUGACAUCCUGGUGCGGCAGAUUGCUGAUCUCUCCCCAGGAGACAAGCUGAGGAUGGAGUAUCUCUCCCUGAUGCACGCCAUCAUCCGCUCCACGCCCUACCUGCAGCACCAGCACCGCCUCGCCGACCUGCAGGGCAUCUUGCAGCGCAUCCUGGGGGAAGAGGAGGAGGACCAGCAGUGCCAGAUGGACAAACUGAUCAUCCUGGAGAUUUAUAAGGAGUUCCCAGAAAUCUCUCCCGGUACCAGCUAA
Chaetura pelagica (chimney swift) is the source of this 2133-nucleotide messenger RNA. RefSeq names its product NCK interacting protein with SH3 domain (gene NCKIPSD). Bases 1 to 2133 code for a protein of 710 amino acids. Lineage: Eukaryota; Metazoa; Chordata; Aves; Apodiformes; Apodidae. The transcript is spliced from 13 exons. Gene Ontology annotation, molecular function: Arp2/3 complex binding. Gene Ontology annotation, biological process: endocytosis. The record is from RefSeq and is a predicted model, not a curated record.